Messenger RNA from Ectocarpus sp. CCAP 1310/34, 2201 nucleotides. The record is from the annotation of a GenBank genome assembly. Lineage: Eukaryota; Phaeophyceae; Ectocarpales; Ectocarpaceae.
CUCUGCUGUGUCUCUCUGCCGCUCAUCAUGUCUCGAUUGCACAACCUCCUUCGCAAGAAAAAGAAGCCGGACAAGUGCGGCUUCUGCCACGCUGUUAUCGCGAAAGACGAGACCCACUCCGGCGUAUUCUACACAGUACCUGAGGAGGAGGGCGGCACAAUUCACCAGGAGUGUUGGGAGAAAUACCACGAGAAAUGUUCCGUCAAGUGCCUACACUGCGAAGGGCCCGUGGCGCAUCUUCCCGGGCGCUUCAACGGCAAGUUCUACGCUAGCAUUGAUCCUCCGGGGAAGAUUCACAGCGAGUGCUGGGAGGCCUACAAGGGCUCGAAACCAGCAGCGGAAAAGUGCGGAGAGUGCGGCGAGCCGCUGUCCUUCGUGGAGGGCAAGUUUAGCGGCAGCUACGUUACGCUUGGGGAUGGAAUAAAAGUGCACGUCGAGUGCCGGUCGGCGUACCACCAGAAACACACGGAAAAAUGCCUGCAGUGUAACGAGCCGGUAGCACCCGAGGCGGGUAGAUUUUGCGGAGAGUUCUUCGAGGUGGAAGGCAACCGGAGAGUCCACUCCGAGUGCAUGGAUGCCUACGAGGAAACGACUGCAGAAAGGUGCCUGGUCUGCAAGAAGGCGGUGCGACGAAUGGAAGGCUUCAGCGGGGACUUCAUGAUGAUCGACGGUGGCAAAGUGCACAAGGAGUGCGCGUCGGAGUACCAAGAGAUGGUGGCCGACAAAUGCUUGCAUUGCCAAAAGGGAGUACGGAAGGCUGGCGAGUUCAGCGGUUCUUUCUACCCCGUCGAUCGCAAGCUGGGGGACGCCGAAGCGGAAGACAACGAAUCGAAAGUGCACAUGGAAUGUUUUGAGGCUUACCAGGCGAAGCUAGCCGAAGAGGGCAAAGGAAGCUAAAGAAGCCUUUGGUCGUGGACCGGAAGCUGGUGCAGCGACCGACCCAGGGACCGAAACGGUACCUGAAGCACGCGUAGCGGACCCGGUGCAGUGACCGGUGACGAUGCAUCAGUAGCGUAGAUAGUACUCCGGAGAAUUUGAUUUGUGUAACGCCGCUGUUUUCUGGUGCCUCAGCCUUGGACAGCAGUAUCCCUGGGUCUUGAAGUCAAGGCGUAUGCGUACGUAUCUCUUUUGGUAAGAGAGUUGUUCGUGGACAAAGCAAGGACUACACUAGGGAGGUGCCAACACCACGAACAAUGCCUUUCAGGGUCAGUGGCAGGAGUCUACUGUACCACGGCUAACAGAACGGCCAGCCAAAUUUGCCAAUGGUAAGAUUGGCAGAUCUACUGGUUUGGGCGAACAGGGCGGCAAAAGUAACUCUGCGUGACCCCCCUGAUCAAGUAAAAUAGAGUAGAAUUUAGUAUAGUACCCCCCUGCCGCGUGCCUCCAGAUUAGCCCCUAAUCCAGUUUGGGGCUGUGCGGUGCUGGAUUUUCUCCCGUGUGCCCCCUUGUCGUUUUGUAGUAUAGGAUUGAGGUUAUGAGGUGAUUUGGACGAAGUGUUGCUGACUUGUCAUGAUUCAAAGUUCUAAAUGGCCAUUGCGGCAUUAUGAUGAAUAUUGAUGCUAACACUGGUUCCGAAGGCCGUCGAUUUUCACGAAGCGUCGCAGAAGUCUGGCCAGGGCUCCGUGAAUGAAGACAAAUGGCUAGGAGGUAGCCCAGUUCGGGUUGUUCCGCGCGCUAGUUGCGCCGCCGCCAACGACUUGCGUUUCGAAACAGCAGUUUGUGGCGAUUUCUACUACUGUAGGUGACCUUUGAAGACCCAAGGCGUGCGAUGCGAUGUUGAUCCGCGUUCUAGGCAUGGACACGGAGUUUCUUGAUUGUCCGUCUGCGGUGUGGCGACGUGUCGGAUGGUCUAGUCACCUCUAAUGUUGAUGCCCGCUAAGGAACGUGAACGACAGGCCUAGCAAAUCGAUCAGGACGGCGCGGAAACUUGGAGUAGAAAGCAAGAUGACGAUGUAACCAUCGCUUGCAGGUGUAGGUUAUAACAGCCCGGGGGUAGCCCCGGUCUCAUCUGAAGCCCUCUCGCUUGUUCCCCAGGGAGGGUAUGUAUGUGUGGGGUCGAGGAUGAUGUAGUUGGGGGCGGUGAUGAAGAUGAUGGAUAAGUCCAUCCAUGGAUUUGAAACGAAAGAAGCGAAGAAGGAGGAAGGAAAGAAACAUAAUUUCUCCCCGUUUUCGACUUGAAACCACCGAGGUUACAACUGGGG